Molecule: messenger RNA, 1737 nt
Organism: Liolophura sinensis
Lineage: Eukaryota; Metazoa; Mollusca; Polyplacophora; Chitonida; Chitonidae
Product: polyglutamylase complex subunit TTLL1-like
Exons: 15
Coding region: 73-1353 (426 amino acids)
Biological process (GO): protein polyglutamylation; microtubule cytoskeleton organization
Cellular component (GO): ciliary basal body
Molecular function (GO): tubulin-glutamic acid ligase activity; tubulin binding; ATP binding
Source: RefSeq, a predicted model, not a curated record
ACUGAGUAAAGUACACCUCAACCAGCUUACUUACUAAACCAGAAACGUGGAGUUGAUAAUGUUUUCGUGAGAAUGGCCCGUCUACGAUAUGCCACUGAUCAAGACAAGUCUGUUCUGCUGAAUAACUUUGAGGCCAGAGGAUGGAUUCAAGUGAAUUCCGAUGAUGACUGGAAUUUCUAUUGGGCCAAUGUACAGAACGUGAAGACUGUGUUUAGUGUAGAGUCUGGCUACAGGCUAGGGGACGAUCAAGUGAUCAACCAUUUCCCUAAUCAUGUGGAGCUCACAAGGAAAGACUUGAUGGUGAAGAACAUUAAGAGAUACAGGAAGGAGCUGGACAAAGAGGGGAAUCCCCUGGCUGAGAAAGAUGAAUUUGGUCGCUACAUUCAUUUUGAUUUUAUCCCACAGACCUUCAUGUUGCCAGCAGACUAUAAUCUGUUUGUGGAGGAGUUCAGGAAGAAUCCUAACAUUCCCUGGAUUAUGAAGCCCUGUGGGAAAGCUCGAGGUAUUGGCAUUUUUUUGGUGAACAAGCUUUCACAGUUGAAGAAGUGGUCAAGAGACAGUAAAACAAGCAAAUCUGCAUUACAGAGCUUUGCUCCACCAACUGCUAAGGAUACGUAUGUGAUCUCUAAAUACAUCGACAACCCACUGUUGAUAGGAGGGAAGAAGUUUGAUCUACGCCUCUAUGUUCUUGUUACAUCUUUCAGGCCUUUGAAGUGUUAUAUGUAUCGCCUGGGCUUCUGCAGGUUCUGUACAGUCAAGUACAACGCUUCUAUGAAUGAGCUGGACAACAUGUUUGUUCAUCUGACUAACGUGUCCAUUCAAAAACAUGGGGAAGACUACAAUGCUGUUCACGGAGGAAAGUGGACAGUGGAAAACCUAAGGCUGUUCAUUGAGAGCUCCAGAGGAAAAGAAGUUUCUGACAAGCUCUUUGAUGAUAUCUACUGGUGUAUUGUUCAUUCCCUCAAAGCAGUCUCUGGGGUUAUUGCUAAUGACAGACAUUGUUUUGAAUGUUAUGGAUAUGACAUUAUUAUUGAUGACAACCUGAAGCCUUGGCUAAUAGAGGUGAAUGCCUCUCCAUCCCUGACGGCCACCACAUCCAGUGACAGAAUCAUGAAAUACAACCUCAUAAAUGAUGUCAUCAACAUUGUCAUCCCAAAAGGGGAAACACCAGAUGUUCGGUGGAGCAGGAUUCCAGCAAAAGAUGCCUUGGGAAAUUUUGAUAUUCUGUAUGAUGAAGAAUUGGCUCAGUCUGAUGGCCCGGGUCAGGAUAUGAGGGGGAAGCCUGGGAUGGGUGGUAUGAACGCCAGACUGGGCCGCGAAUUAAAGAGACAAACGUUGGCUACGUGGAAGUGAGACCCAGACAGCCAAUGAGAAAGAAGUCUUGUAUUUCAAACGAAACAUCGCAUGGAAGUUUUGUAUAAAACCUACACUGGAUUGGUUGUUCAGAUGAAUCAGUUAGCUAGCAGACAUGACUCCAUCUUAACAUGUUUAGUAUGUAUUAUACAAAACUAUUUAUACUUCACCAUCUUAGUGUGGUGGGGUGAUUUGUAUGUCAUUUUUUUCAUAGCUGUACUUGUAAAUAACAUUGACUUAAAGGGCCGUAAUUACAAUGUCAUGUAGGAAAACUGCAACUCUUUUUUAUACAACCCACAAAACUUAUAAUCAUAAUUCUCGUACAGAGACUAGCUGAUAUAUGUACAAGAAUUUAAUUUAUUUUUCCAAACAAUAUAAAAAAUA